Megalops cyprinoides (Indo-Pacific tarpon) is the source of this 1114-nucleotide messenger RNA. Its product is annotated as TMCO1/EMC3 family protein. Gene Ontology annotation, biological process: protein folding in endoplasmic reticulum. The transcript is spliced from 8 exons. The record is from RefSeq and is a predicted model, not a curated record. Gene Ontology annotation, cellular component: membrane; EMC complex. Bases 279 to 1064 code for a protein of 261 amino acids. Lineage: Eukaryota; Metazoa; Chordata; Actinopteri; Elopiformes; Megalopidae.
UCUACUUCACACUCCAGGACAGUAGAUGGCAGUAUGUCACUUGUAACAUACUUUACAACAGGCAAACCGACGCAAAAAGAAGAAGAUGAAGAAGACGAGUCAGGCAUUUACUUAAAGCGCGUGUUGGUCCUAGAAUGACAUUGUGGUAACAGCCAUGUACUUUGGGCAGCUGUAUAAGUUGCAUAGUUUUAUCUAAUAAAAUCGGUUAAACUGUGUCGCUAGUAAGUUAACUAGAAUUGCAUAGGGAUUAACGACGUAUUUCCAAGUUUGCGGGAAAAAUGGCUGGACCGGAGUUACUCCUGGACUCCAGUAUCCGAAUGUGGGUCGUCCUGCCCAUAGUGUUCAUAACGUUCUUCGUGGGAGUCAUUCGGCACUAUGUUACUCAACUCCUGCACAGUGACAAGAAAGUGGAACUCGAACAGGUGUCCGACAGCCAAGUCUUGCUGCGGAGCCGCACGUUGAGAGAGAACGGAAAAUACCUUCCCAAACAGUCUUUUGCCAUGCGAAAACACUACUUUAACAACACAGAAACUGGUUUCUUCAAGAAAGUCAAGAGGAAAGUCAUCCCUAAAAACCCGAUGACCGACACCAGCAUGGUGACUGACAUGAUGAAGGGAAAUCUGACCAAUGUGCUUCCCAUGAUUUUAAUCGGCGGCUGGAUAAACUGGGCCUUUUCCGGAUUUGUUACCACCAAGGUUCCCUUUCCACUGACUUUGAGGUUUAAACCCAUGCUUCAGAGAGGAAUAGAGCUACUGUCUCUUGAUGCUUCCUGGGUGAGUUCAGCCUCUUGGUAUUUUCUCAACGUUUUUGGACUUCGCAGUAUGUACAACCUUAUCCUGGGUCAGGACAAUGCUGCUGAUCAGUCACGGAUCAUGCAGGAGCACAUGACUGGGGCUGCCAUGGCCAUGCCACCCGAUCCCAACAAGGCCUUCAAGAGUGAAUGGGAAGCACUGGAGAUUGUGGAGCAUCAGUGGGCCUUGGAGAACGUGGAGGAGGAGCUCAUGUCCCGUGACCUCAAUUUCGGCGGGUUCUUCAGCCGUGAGCUCAAAACCACUAUGUUUUGACAGAAAAUGCUGGAAAAAGGUUACAGCCUGAAUGGCUCUGCUGCCCCGCC